UAGUGGAACCCAGCGCAGGAUACGUUAGUCUUCACUGGCAAUUAACACUCUUGUAGCACAAAAUUUUUUUUUUGCUUAAAGAAAGGGACACAACAACUAACGGGUCGAGACAGCAGUAGAGAAGCAACUAACCAACUAACCAUUCAAGGAAGCGAUAGAAGAGUAACUCCUGUUUUCUGCGAAGUCGAGUCAGCUCCAAAAUGCAGCAGCUAAUCCUGCCCGUUCUCCUGGCAUCCUUUUGGACCAUCUGCACAGGAUCAGCAGAUUGGUGCUAUCAGUCCCAGUUCACCUGCGAUCAUCAGUGCAAUACACCAGACAAGUGGAACCUCGCCCACAGUGACUGUGGUGGAAAAUACCAGUCGCCCAUCAACAUCGUCACCAGGAAGACUUUGAAAGAUGAGCGAUUGACUCCUUUUGAGUUCAACAACUAUCAACAGAUCUUCAGAGACACAAUCAAGAACAACGGCCACUCAGUUAAGGUUGGAGUUCCUCACCUCAGCACCAUCUCAGGUGGAGGCCUCCCGACCACCUACAAGGCUGUGCAGUUCCACAUGCACUGGGGCAAACACGGAGGGCCCGGCUCCGAACAUACCAUCGAUGGAGAGCAGUAUCCCAUGGAGCUGCACAUCGUUCACAUGAAGCACCAUUACACUGAUCUGACAACAGCUCUAUCAGACCCAGAGGGAGUUGCAGUCCUUGGGUUCUUCUAUGAGAGGUCCAAUAGUGCAAACCGAAAGUAUGACCCCAUCACCAACGCUCUGCGAAGCAUCACAAUUACAAAUAGCAAUACUUCUCUGCCUUCCAUCUCCCUGGCACAACUAAUCCCAGCUGAGCAGAAUCUGACCAGCUUUUACCGCUACAAGGGCUCUCUGACCACCCCAGGGUGCACUGAGGCUGUAAUUUGGACUGUGUUUGAGAAUACCAUCCCUCUGAGCAUGGAUCAGCUGCGGGUGUUCUCUGACCUUCAGUUCCACGAUGGAAAGCCGAUGGUGGGGAACUUUAGGCCGGUCCAGCCCCUGAACGGUCGGCAGGUGUUCCGGUCGGGAGGCGCAGUGAUCCUGGUCAGUUCCACCCUUCUCCUGGCCGCCAUCGCCACGGCCUUGGGACUGUCCCAACCCAACUAGAGCGGGGCAUCCUGUGCUGCACUGCGACAUCCAUGAACAUAAUAAGUUCCGUAUCACUCCUCAGCUCAACCCUGGUUUGUAACCUCUUCAUUGCAUGGUUGCUAAGAUCGACCAAGUCUUAGUGCAGACAUGACUCAUCUGGAGGUCCUCUCUUACAACACAAAUGACAAAGGCGUUAGAGGAACACCUUACGAAAGGUGUUGUAAGUGUUCGAUCAGCAUUCAUGCAUGUGUAGUGAAGCAGUAAGUCUUAUUUCAGCAUUAUGAAUGUGCCAUAAAGCUGGUUACCAAGCAGUCAAAGUGACAACGAAAUUCAAACUCAACACCAGAUCCCUUAGUCAUGCCCUCAUUUUUCACAGUGUCAUCCUACUAGCACCAGCACACACUUUGGACCACAUCCUCCUUGUCCAAUGUCAGGUAAAUUUAGUCUCUGCUUAAUGUUAUUGCGAGUUGCCAAUGUCAGCCCCAUGACCUGGCACGUUAUGUGUUGUUCUCAAUGGGGCAUGGGAAUGGCAUGGAGCUAUUAAUAGCAGAACUGAGUCAAAUGAACACGCUCCAUUUCAAAGCCAGCGGUCAAAGGAGUCAGCAGUUUGGCUUUUCUUUCAAAGUCCAGGAGAACAGCGCGGCCGUCAGGUGAACCCCCACGCAGCCAUUCAGUCAGCAGUUGGUUCAGGAAAGGGGGGAGGCUACUGACACCUGAGACAAAGAUGAAGCUGCAGAGAUGCUAAUGCUAAUAAAGGAAGUGACAGCCUGGUUUUAGAGGGAGGAGGAGAGCAUCUGCAGCGUGCGGAGACAGCAACACUUUGGAGGAUUAACCUGCAUAUUAAACGUCACUCAUAUUUUUCAAAUAUAAUAUAUUUCAAACCAGCAUCAUUAGUUUUCAUACAUCUCAAACAUUUGCAUGAAACUGCAUGUCUUGAUGUUCUAGAUGUGCAUAUUGAGCAACAUGUUCAUGGAGUGAAGCUGCGCACACAAAACUGUGCUUGCCAAAUUCAUACACACGCCUCAGGCACCCGUGAGGUUCAGUGAGCUUAUCUUGAGAACAUGUGACUGUGUUUAUGGCUUGUAUUACAGGGUCUAGGAUGCACUGAAUGUUAUUGACUGUGAAUUACACCCCACUAAGUUCGCAUUCAUUUAUUCAGGAGGACUCGUUACGUAUUCUAGUGAGAGAUCUGUGCAAUUUUCCAGCAAGAUUUAUUGAGAUGAUCGAGCAAGGAAUCUGUAUGUUUUCCAUUGUUUCAUAUGGCAUCAAGUUAUAUUUCUAUGCUGUGUCAUCGUACACAUGUAUUUAUGUACUGAAUGUGUAUAUUGAUAUGAGACGCACAGUUAUUGUUAUUUACAUAUUGCUAUAAAGUUUAUAUAUAUAUAUAUAUAGUACUGAAUGCAAACCCAUAUAUGAAGGAUCAAGUUGUUCAUACGCAAUCAAGUUUACUUAUGAUGUUAUUAUAAUGUUAUGAACUGUAUGAGAUUGUCUGGUUGUAAUGCUUGAAAGUGUCAUAAAUAAUAUGGAGAAUGUGUUCCAACUGAACAAAGGAAUAAACUACUUACAUGCCUUUUUAA
Messenger RNA from Sander lucioperca (pikeperch), 2683 nucleotides. It is a transcript of the gene ca4a, whose product is annotated as carbonic anhydrase IV a. Lineage: Eukaryota; Metazoa; Chordata; Actinopteri; Perciformes; Percidae. Gene Ontology annotation, molecular function: carbonate dehydratase activity; zinc ion binding. The coding region runs from base 201 to 1124 and encodes 307 amino acids. Gene Ontology annotation, cellular component: plasma membrane. The transcript has 10 exons. The record is from RefSeq and is a predicted model, not a curated record.